This is a messenger RNA of Solanum dulcamara, 551 nucleotides long. Its product is annotated as HVA22-like protein e. NCBI's taxonomy places the organism in Eukaryota, Viridiplantae, Streptophyta, Magnoliopsida, Solanales, Solanaceae. The record is from RefSeq and is a predicted model, not a curated record. The transcript is spliced from 5 exons. Bases 66 to 455 code for a protein of 129 amino acids.
GUAUUCUAAUUAUUAUUAUAAGUGUCUCUAAAGUUUCUUUUGAAGCAUUUCAUUGAAGAUAAAUUAUGGGUCAUUUGUGGACUUUGGUCACUAAUCUCCAUACUCUUGCUGGGCCAGUGAUGAUGUUGAUCUAUCCUCUAUAUGCAUCAAUAGUAGCAAUAGAGAGCACAUCCAAAUUGGAUGAUGAACAAUGGCUUGCUUAUUGGAUUCUAUAUUCUCUUCUUACACUUGUGGAAAUGCUAUUUCAACCCAUUCUUAACUGGAUACCAAUAUGGUAUGAUGUGAAGUUGAUUGUUGUGGCAUGGCUAGUUUUGCCCCAAUUUAGAGGAGCUACUUUUAUAUAUGAGACUUAUGUUAGAGAAAAAAUAAUCAAGAAUUAUGGAGAGCAAGGCAAGGCCAAAAAGAAAUCUGUUCACUUUAUGACUCCAAAGAAGGAGGAGGAUGAAGCUUACUGAAGGAAAUUACAAGAAAUGCUACAUUACUGACCAUUACUCAGUGCACAACUCUAACAGCUUUGAUCGAAGCAGAUUCGGGAUUUAAAAUUUAUGAAU